AUGGAGGCCCACGCGCCCGGCGCGUGCAAUCGCUCCCCUAACCUCCCAUCAAUUUCAUCCGGCGAACCCCUCUCCACCGAAACCCUAGCUUCCCUCAGAUCCCUAAUCAUCAACCCCUCAACUCCCGCCGUCGCAAUUUCAUCACUCACCGAAACCCUAACUCGCUCUCUCCAACUCAGUCGCGACCCGCACCGCACUCUCAAGCUCCUCUCCGACCUCGCCGCGCAACACCCUCACCUCUCCGGCCUCGUCUUCGACUCCGUCCGCUCCAACUCGCUCCUCUCCACCGAGUCGACUCGCGUCGCCGCCGAGUCACUCGAUUUGCUGGCUUCGAUUUCAGAGCGCAAUCGAUCCCUGACCCCCGCGAUUGAAGAAAUCGAUGACCGGUUGUUCGCCUCGCUUUGUUUCAGUCCUGCUCCGGCGACACGGCCGUGGCUGAUCAGAAACGCCGGCAGGUUUGGUGUGCAGCCUUAUCUGUUAUCGAGUAUGUUUCUAGGGUUUACGAAGGAUCCGUAUCCGGAUGUGAGGAGAGCUGCGUUGGAUGGACUCGUUGGUUUGAGUGAGAGCGGCGUUAUUGACGACGGUGAUAUGAUCAGAGGCUGCUACUUCCGUGCCGGUGAGCUUCUAAACGACAUGGAAGACGGCGUUAGGGCUGCCGCAAUUCGAGUGGUUUUAGCUUGGGGUUUAACACUCAUGGCUUGCGAUUCGGAGGCGAAAGCAUACUGGUCUGAUGAAGUGUUUGUCAAGAUUUGUUCGAUGGUAAGAGACAUGAGCAUGGAGGUCAGGAUUGAAGCUUUUCAUGCCCUUGGGAAGAUAGGAAUGGUAUCCCAAGAUAUUCUUUUGCAAACCCUGUCAAAGAAAGUGCUGGUGACUACUAAAGAAAAGAAAUCUCUUGCUCAGUGUUCUGAUGAACAACUGGAAGUAUCAGGGUCUAGUGUUGCUGGAGCUUUCAUGCAUGGACUUGAGGAUGAAUUCCAUGAGGUACGAAAAGCUGCAUGUCAUUCUUUGGGUACACUGACCAUACUCUCUUCCAAGUUUUCUGGAGAAGCCUUGAACUUACUGAUGGAUGUACUGAAUGAUGACUCAAUGCUUGUGCAGUUACAAGCUUUUGAAACUAUGCAUCAGAUGGCAACAUUUGGUCAUCUGAAGGUGCAAGAAAAACACAUCCAUAUGUUUCUUGGCACUCUGGUUGACCGUAAUACCCUGACAAGAUCUGCUGCAAGGAAAAUACUGAAAUUGGCAAACCUGCCAAAUUUGAAGUUGUUUAGAUCAACUAUUGAUACCCUUUUAGAUAACCUGGAAAUGUGUCCACAGGAUGAAGCAGAUAUAUUAAAUGUUUUGUUUCAUAUUGGACAAAAUCAUGGAAAGUUUGUGGUCCGCAUCAUUGAGGAGGUCUCUCAGCAGAUGGAGCCAGUGUCUAAUGGCAAGUUAGGCUUUGAUAACGUGAGGGUGGUCGCCUUGCUAGUUCUGGCCAUCUCAGCUCCACUUUCACAAGAACGUAAUUGCAGUAUCCCAGCUAGUAUAUUUUCUUAUGCAGUUACAUACCUGGGAAGGAUUUCUCAUGCUUUGAGUGACAUUAUUCAUCAAGAUGGCCUGUUGAAUUACUUGUCCCAAUGCAGUAGAUCCCCUGGACCAUAUGAUAUAGAGUUUGACUUCAGACUGAGGGGGUUACCUGGUUCAAUUGCAAUGCCAUUGCCGCAGAAACAAGGUGGAACCUCUGAAAUCUUAUCUCCAACAGUUAAGGAACCAAGGGAGGCUGGAACUGCCCUUGUAGAACACAGUCUAGAUGUGCAAGUGACCAAGUCAAUAAAUGUUGUUCUUGAAAAGGUGAAGGAUAUCUGGCCAUUUGUACAAGCUGGAUACACGACUGAAGGACUCAGGACUUUAAGAAGUUGCAGGGAAGAAUUGGCAACAUUGACGUCUGGCUCUGUUGCAUCUAGUGCCACUUUUGCCUUUACAACGCAGUAUAUCAAGAUCAUGAAACUACUUGUGAAGGCAUGGGUGUACAUCCUGCCUUCAAGACAUAUUCCUUCUAGCGGGAUGGGAGACUUGGACUUUGUGUUGGGAAAGCUAGACGUGAGGCUUAGUGAAUUGAAGAGUACGUAUAUAAGAUUGUCUAAAGAGGAAGAGUUGCAUAUUUUGGAGCUGAUGCUUGUGACUUGUAUGCUCAAGCUUUCUAAAGUUGAAAUUUGCUGCCAUCUUGGUACUUUGAGAAAGCUCUCUUGUACAAUGGCACAUGCGGAAUAUCUCCUUCAAGAUGGAACUGUUGAACCAUCCAGGUUUAUGAUUGAAGUCAGAAAUUUAUCAUCUGAAGUUGGGACCUCUCUCAAUGGCAGUUCCUGUAAUCCUAGUCUUUUUAGAAGAGCACUGGAAAGUUUCUCGCUCAAGCAGCUUGUGUUGUGUGGUGGACUUAAGCACAUAAAGGCAGGUCUGGAGAUACCUGACAAUGACUACGGACAUCCUCUUCGCUUUGUUGCAGGGUUGCCUGUUGGUAUACCAUGCCACAUCACUCUUCAUAAUGUUUUGGUCGAAAGCAGAAUAUGGCUCAAAAUGACUGUCAGUGGAACUGAUGAUACUCAGUUUGUCUACUUGGAUUCAACCCUUUUUGGAGGAUGCGAUGACUGUAGAAUAGUUGAUUUUACCGCACCUUUUUACAAAACCCCGAAAGCCUUCUCUUUCACGGUAAGCGUCUGCAUUUGUAUGGAAUAUUUGUCUGAGGAUGUAUCUUUUCUCAAACGUUGUGGACCUAGACACGAGCUUACAUAUCUUUGCCGAGAAAAGGAAGUUUUCCUUUCUAUGGUCAAGUGAAAAUUGAGUGGCUUCUCUCCAAGUAAAAAAAAAAAAAAACACAAAACAUGUCG
Messenger RNA from Fragaria vesca subsp. vesca, 2861 nucleotides. RefSeq lists its product as uncharacterized. Lineage: Eukaryota; Viridiplantae; Streptophyta; Magnoliopsida; Rosales; Rosaceae. Gene Ontology annotation, cellular component: endosome. The record is from RefSeq and is a predicted model, not a curated record. The transcript is spliced from 10 exons. Gene Ontology annotation, biological process: intercellular transport. The coding region runs from base 1 to 2808 and encodes 935 amino acids.